CAGAGAAAGAAAAAAGAAAGGGCGGCUAGAGAACGCGCGGAAACCAGUAAAAUAGGUGCAUCCUCGGUUUUAAAUAACAAUCUCAGCGAAAGAGACUUCAGAAAUGCUAUUGCAACUACCGUGGUAGAUUAUUGUAGUAGGUUUAAACGUCACAUGGAUGUUCAAACAUUCAAAAAGCAAGCCAGAACUCUAUCUCACCUUGUACAAGAUAAGGAACUUCGUCGUUCAGAAUGGCGCAAUGUGGUAACUUACCGCUUUACAGACGAGGCCAAAGCUCGAAUCAAGAGUUUUGUUAUUGACUAUAUGAGGAAAUUGAUUUCACGAAUAAAAUCAUCUGCUGAAAGGCACAAAAAAAACAACAUAUAA
Molecule: messenger RNA, 366 nt
Organism: Racocetra persica
Lineage: Eukaryota; Fungi; Glomeromycota; Glomeromycetes; Diversisporales; Gigasporaceae
Source: the annotation of a GenBank genome assembly